AUGGUAGAGGAAUCCGAGUCCCCGUUUACUGCUGACAUAAUGCGAGCACGGUUCCCAAAUAGGUUUCGACUGCCUCAGAUCACGCCCUUCACAAGGAACACCGACCCGACAGAGCACAUGGAGUUGUUAUGGAUCUACAUGGAGCUCCACGAUGCAUCGGAUGCGACCAUGUGCCGAGCCUUCUCCUUAACUUUGGCCGACACCGCUCGGCUAUGGUUUAAACAAUUGAAGUCGAGGUCCAUUAGUACGUUCUCUAAGCUCAGUCAGGCCUUCGUCACGAACUUCAUUAGAGGGAAGAAGACACUCAAGGCACCUGCCCAUCUUCUUCACGUAAUCCAAAAAGAAGGCGAGCUUCUGAAGGACUAUAUUAAGCGCUUCAAUCUGGAAGCCUUAAAAGUCCAAAAGCACUCAGACGAAGUCGCCCUCAAUGUUAUCAUGAGCGAGCUAAGGGACAAACCAUUCCUCUUCUCUCUUGACAAGAACCCCCCAGCCACGAUGGCCGAGUUCCUGAACCUAUCGCAAAAAUAUGCUAACAUCGAGGAAUCCCGAAUCUUACGGGAUGCCGCUCAAAGCAAAAAUUCACUAGCUAAGGAGCAGUCAAAGGCCGAGCCCAGUUCAACCAAUAAGAAAAGAAAGGACGAUUGUAGGUCGAACAAACGGCUCGACCGUAAGUUCAAAACUUACACCCCUCUCAACAAAACUCUAGAGCAAGUUCUAAUAGAAAUAAAGGAUAAACGUCUCCUUCAUUGGCCGAACAAACAAAGGGGUAAUACCGAUAGGAGGAGCAAGAGCAAAUACUGCUGCUUCCACCGAGAUCACGGCCAUAACACAAGUGAUUGCUUCGAUCUCAAGCAAGAAAUCGAGAAACUCAUUCGAGAUGGCCAUCUCGAAGAAUACGUGAGCCUUGAGGAGAACCAGAUCAUUGCAAGAGAGAAGCAACCGAUCGAUAAUCAUCCAACUGGAAAGAUUCGUACCAUCUUCGGUGGUCAUAAAGGUGGGGGUGACUCGAAUAAUGCUCGGAAGGUACAUGUCGAGAGCAUUAGUCAUCCUGAGGAAGAUAUUUUGCUCCUGGGAAGACCUUCGAAAGAAAAGAAGAUGGAAAAAUAUAGCCUGACCUUCACCGUGGAAAACGCCCAAGGGAUUCAUCACCCUCACAAUGACGUUUUGGUAGUCACUUUAACCAUAGCCAAUCAAAGGGUAUUCUGGAUCCUUGCCGACACAGGAUCGUUGGUAGAUGUGCUCUUCACCUAA
Magnolia sinica is the source of this 1251-nucleotide messenger RNA. RefSeq lists its product as uncharacterized. The transcript has a single exon. Lineage: Eukaryota; Viridiplantae; Streptophyta; Magnoliopsida; Magnoliales; Magnoliaceae. Bases 1 to 1251 code for a protein of 416 amino acids. The record is from RefSeq and is a predicted model, not a curated record.